Molecule: messenger RNA, 1689 nt
Organism: Varanus komodoensis (Komodo dragon)
Lineage: Eukaryota; Metazoa; Chordata; Lepidosauria; Squamata; Varanidae
Gene: SPATA16
Product: spermatogenesis associated 16
Exons: 10
Coding region: 1-1689 (562 amino acids)
Biological process (GO): spermatogenesis
Cellular component (GO): Golgi apparatus
Molecular function (GO): protein binding
Source: RefSeq, a predicted model, not a curated record
AUGGAGUCAGCAAACAAUGCAAGUUUUGAGCAUGUCACAAAUGAAGAAUGCCGAAAGGAGUGUAUAACUGAGGAGCUGAGGGGAACGGUUUACCAACAGAAAGAUAUUCCUGAAAUUUUGCAAGAGAUUAAAAGCCCUUUGCAGGGAGAGAGCAUGGACAAUGAAAUGGAGACACCCAAAGUGGAAAAGGACAGCACCAAGGAUUUAGAGAGGUUAUGCCUUAAACGGAAGUUAGAAAGUGAGGGAAAGCCAGCUGUGAGGAAAGAGCCAUGCUUGGCUGACCUAGAAAACCAGCCCAUUGCCAUGCUUUUGUCUCAUAUUCCCUUGAAGAGCCUCAUGGAAGUAGAAAUGAAGUUGGUCUACACGGAUGAGGAGGAUGUCACCUAUGAGUUUUUGGAGUCCCAGGCUUCCACCAGUGAGCAACAAACUUUUCCAGAGGACAUAAGGAUGGAUUCUCAGAGACUGCCUGAUCUGAACGCCCUACCACAGAUGGAUAAAUGGCUUCAGGUGUCCUUGAAGGACGCUAGUACUUGCUAUAGGCAGAAGAAGUAUGCAAUGGCAGCAGGCCAGUUCAGAACAGCCCUUGAGCUUUGCAGCAAAGGUGCAGCUUUGGGGAAGCCCUUUGAAGCCUCUCCGAAAGAUAUUUCCAGUAUUGCCAGUUUCAUUGAGACAAAGCUAGUAAUCUGCUAUUUGAAGAUGAGAAAGCCUGACCUUGCACUGAAUCAUUCUCACAGGAGCAUCAUCCUGAACCCUGCCUACUUCCUUAACCACCUUCGCCAAGCCACCGUGUUCCGAUGCUUAGAGAGAUAUUCUGAGGCAGCAAGGAGCACCAUGGUCGCAGACUACAUGUACUGGCUGUCUGGAGGAAGAGAGACACAGACCAGCAAGCUCAUCAAACUGUAUUGGCAGGCUAUGAUUGAAGAAGCCAUCACAAGAGCAGAAUGCUUUUCGGUGAUGUACACCCCAUUUGCAACCAAAGUAAAGACAAUAAAAAUUGACAAGCUGAAGGAAGCUUUUACCAAAAAGCAUCCCGACUAUGUGGAAUAUAUAUACACAGAUCCCCAUGGACUCCACAGCUUGCCCCAAACAGCUGACUGGUCUUUUCCAUCUCCCCAGUCCUAUCUGCUGACACUGGGCUUCAAAAACAAAGAAGUUGGGAAAUUUCUAGAAAAGAUGUCCUGCAGGAAGCUGCCAACAUUUUCAGAGCACAAAGCUCCUUUUAGUCCUCUUACCAAAGAAGAGGCAGGAAGACACCUGGAAACCAUUGGGAAAAGAAUCUUGCCAAUAAUGGAUUUCAUCAGAGGCACCAAAUUAACUGAGACUUUUUGUGCAUGUUCAGGGGUGAUAGAGAAACUGCAGCAUGCUAGCCUGCUUGGCCGCUUGCAGCGCAUCAAGGAGCAGUCCCAGGUGAUCAAUCAAGCCAUGGCUGACCUCGCCACCAUCCCCUACCUCCAAGAUAUCAGCCAGCAGGAUGCUGAACUGCUGCAGUCACUAAUGGCAGAUGCCAUGGACACCCUCGAAGGGAGGAAAAGUGAUAAAGAACGUGUCUGGAAUAAAAUUCAAAAGGUUGGGAUAAUAGAAGACUUCUUAUACCAGAUAGAAGAUAGUUUCUUAAAGACCAAAAAACUCAGAACAGCAAGGAGGCAGAAAAUGAAGAUGAAGCGACUUCAAAGUGAACAGCCAUGCUAG